GGGAACAUGGGGCGUUCACACGAAGACUUUGCUUCGAAUUGAAAAAAAAGUGACUCAGGAAUUAUAGUGGAAGUCUCGACUGAAGGGUCCUUAACAGAAUCUGUUUAUAAACGCCCACUGCCUACUGGCGGGACCUUUACUGUUCAAUCUACAGUGUAUAACUCCGAAUUCAAAUUACAAAAUUUUUAUGGGAGUGUCUAGUGAACUCUGUGUAAACAAAGUGAGAUAUACCCCCGAUAUCGGAAUAUCAAUAUUCUGAGGAUAAUACGGAGUAAUAAACCUUAUCUUAACACACAAACAGCUCCGAUCAACACCACCCUAACAUUGUUACAUGUGAUUUAUACAUACCUCACUAAUGAAAGCGGGCCAUUAAGAAAGAAGUAUGGUGAGAAUGGAUGGACCUUUACAUGUUUGGAUUUCUAGAUUUUUACUUUUAUUUGUGAUAACAUGUUCAAACUGUGAGGAUUCUGUGACAAAUGCACCAAAACUGACGGAUGAGACGACGCAAACCAGUGUUCUAAGCGAAGCGGAAAAUUCAUCCUCAAUAGAUCCCUGCUCUAGUCUCUCUGGGUUCACUGUUAUUAUGGACGACGGGUAUCGGUCGGCGGAUUGUCGUCGUUCUCAGUCCCCUAACCUCUGUGAUAACCAUCUAGAGGAGGGGUGGUACCGCCUACAGGCCUCUGAUGAGUCCUCCUUCCUCAAGCUCCACCAAACCUGUCCACGACAGGGCCGCUGUGGGACAGACGAACCCAUCUGGAUGAAUGGGUCUUUUCCGUUGGAGGGAGAAGGCACUGUCCAGAGACAAAUGUGUAUAAGAACAGCUUUUGGUUGCUGUCAGCACUCCUUUAAUAUCCAAGUUAGAAACUGUUCCUCAUUCCUCACCUUCAAACUGAAACCUGUUACCAAGUGUAACCGCAGAUACUGCUUUGAUGGAGGCGUGUGUGGUUUACCUUCUAUGAAUACUCCUGCCCCCAUGACUCCGACAGUUGCACAAGACAAUGUUUGCCUAAAUGGAACAUACCGAGAAUCAAACAACAAUGCCAGUGACGCCAACAGAAAGAAUCCCUGCCUACCCUGUCUUCCAGGCUUCUUCUGUGUAAAUGGAGAGAAAAGCAGGUGCCCGUCAGGCUUCUUUUGCUCACCUGGUUCAUCAGAACCAAUACCUUGUCCCACAGGCAGCUAUUGCCCCUCCGGUGAAACUCGUCCAAUUCAAUGCAAAGCUGGAUAUUACAAUCCUUCUAAUACAAGCAGCAAUAGCUCUGACUGCCUGUUGUGUCCGCCUGGGUUCUACUGCUUUCUUCCCGGUGGAGAUAGGCCAACAGGCCCUUGUCUACCUGGAUUCUUUUGCUCCGGUGGAUCGACUACACCGACACCUGUUGACGGAGGAAUGGGUGACAUGUGUCCUUCGGGAACAUAUUGCCCUAGAGGUUCACGAGAGCCAAUCCCUUGUCCCUCAGGGUACUUCAAUCCUUAUACAACCAGUGCGGAGUGUGAGGUUUGUCCUGGAAACCUUACUUGUCCCGUGGGAUCCAUUUAUCCUUUAGAAUGUAAUGCUGAAAGAGAAGUCAUCAGUGUACUAUGUUCCUUUAACCCAGAACCCAAGACAAAUCAUUGCAUAAAUGCCGAUGGAUCACAAAAAGUUGGCAUAUGUACAGAGUGCCCAAAGGGAAAUUUGUGUAAGGAUGGAUUUAAUAUAACCUGUCCUGCAGGAUAUUUUUGCCCAAACGGAUCAAGUGUGUUUAUAUGCCCUGAAGGCUUUUUCUGUCCAGAGGGACAAGUGCGACCUAUUCCUUGUGAAAUUGGAACCUUUAAUCCUUAUUCUGGAAACUCCACAGAGAAGGCCUGUCUGAAAUGCUCUCCAGGAAUGUUUUGUGCUGGGAGAAAUUUGUCUGUUCCAACAGGUCCUUGUUCAUCAGGAUUUUAUUGUAAUAGGGGAGCGAUCUCACCUACACCGUUGAAUGGCUAUGGGGGUGACAUUUGUCCAGCCGGGCAUUAUUGUCUGGAGGGAACAGGGAUCUUCACACCCUGUCCCAAUAUGACUUACAAUCCUUCCAGAGGACAACCGAAUAAUAAGUCGUGUCUUCCAUGUCCAGAAACAUACACGUGUAAUGGAAAGGGGCUUGAUCUACCUAAUGAAUGUCGACCUAACAAUACGAACACUACAGAAAAUUCACUGGAUAAAGAUUGUAAAAAACUAGCUGGGGAUUAUUGUAAGAAUGACACAAUGUGUCUAAACGAUGGAAAAUGCAUCACUUACAACAAAACACGUGGCUUUUGUGACUGUUUGCCAAACUUUGAUGGGACAUUCUGCGAGAUCGAUACAACUUUACUAUUUCUGGACGAGAAUUCUACAUUAAUGUAUGAGACAGUGGAGAAUAAAGAAAUUCUCCUACAAAUCGUAUUUGGAACGUCGCACUUGGAAAGUCAGAUUGAGAUCACAUGGUAUAGAGACGACUUGAUGAUCAGGAACUCUUCUCGCGUAAAGCUUACGGUGGAAGUAGAGGAAAGCUACUAUAAAUUUUACAAAGUCAAACUCAGGAUCAAAUCUGCUAGGACAUACGAUAAUGGCACCUUCCACGUGGUAGCAAGUAUUCCACUACUUGGUAUCAACAUCUCAACGAAUCUGUCUCUAACAGUUAGAAAGUUACCAAGAGUAAACAUCGCUCCGUUAUCUUUAAGUGUUCCGACAGGAGAAACUAUAGUACUGCGAUGCUUUGUCCAGAACUUAGAACAACCAAAUUUAACAGCAAAACUAGAUUGGAUCAAAAGUGGAGAUUUCAGAUGGAGGGAAAGACAACUAUCAAGAAAUGGAUCUGUUUUAAGAGUACCAAACGCCCAGAAGAAUCGUACAGGGAGAUAUGAAUGUUUAUUGACUUACAGCCUACUAGGUGUGAAUGGCACCAGUAGAGCUGUAUCUGACGUGUUUGUCUAUUCUCCAGAGGACCUUCGCUGUAUGAAGACUGUAGACGAACACGGGAUAAGAUGGGAGUUUGGAAUGACAGGAGUAACUUACUAUGCCCUUUGUCCAGACCAGUACGUAGGAAAUGCAAGUAAACAAUGUAGAACUGAUGGGACUUGGGGGCGAACUGUGACGAUAAACUGUGUGGAGAAAACCCUGGUGGAGGGAAACCAAAUGCUGGACAAUAUCCUAACUGACAACAUUAUCGACACAACCUAUGUAUCCUCUGUCGUGGAGAGACAAAUGGCUGCCAUGCGUAACUUGACGGCCCAUAAGCAGGGAACUUCUGGAGACCUUGAUAGUACAGUCGGCUUACUUGACAAAAUUCUGAAAGUAACAGAAGCAGCAGACGCCAAACUACCAGACCAGGAUUUUGCCAGUGUUGUUGAUAACGUCUUGAGCGAAACGCAGAGUCAAAAUUGGAAAGAUAUCAACAAACAGACUAAAGAUGGAUCCUCUCGAAUAUUGUCAACUGUGGCAGAGUUUGGUCAUCAGGUUUCCAAAGGAUUGAAAAGUAGAGAAAACAAAACCAUUGACAGGGAUAAUUAUCUAAUGUCGGUUGGACGCAGAUCUUCGAGAGAGGCAGUGAAAUUUCCGGGAUCCAUAGCAACAGAAUCCUCCUACCUAGUUUUACCCGUCCAAUCAGAGCCAAAUAAAGAAGAUAUAAUAUAUUCAGCGACUGUUUAUAGAACAGUGUACACCUUCCUUCCGUCCACAAAUACAUUAUCGGGAAAUGAAUCAACGAAAAGUUUCAACCUAAACUCAGAUGUUUUGUCUAUGGACAUCGUGGAUGAAAGAGAAAGAAUUUCGCUGAACCCUGGAAUCAUGAUGAAUAUCAAACACAAAAGUGAGAUUGAUCUUCAAAAGACUGACGUUGUAUGCGUGUUUUGGAAUUUCAAUAUCGGGUCAUGGUCUUCAGAGGGCUGCAAUACAACCAGAGUAAAUAAUCACGUGACCAAAUGUGAAUGUGACCAUUUGACAAACUUUGCUAUUUUGAUGCGACCAUAUGAAAAUACGAAGGAAGAUGAUGUGUUGACGUUAAUAUCUCUGAUUGGUUGUUCCAUUACUGUUGUCCUGUCCGCCAUCACUUUCUUUCUCUUUAUUAUUCUGUGGAGAUAUGUUAAGAACGACCAGAACCUCGUUUUGGUCCAUCUUUGUCUUAGUAUUUCUCUGGCUUACCUCCUUUUCCUCGUCGGAAUAAACAGAACAGAAAACAAG
Molecule: messenger RNA, 4177 nt
Organism: Saccostrea cuccullata (small rock oyster)
Lineage: Eukaryota; Metazoa; Mollusca; Bivalvia; Ostreida; Ostreidae
Exons: 23
Biological process (GO): G protein-coupled receptor signaling pathway
Cellular component (GO): membrane
Molecular function (GO): G protein-coupled receptor activity
Source: RefSeq, a predicted model, not a curated record